Molecule: messenger RNA, 3727 nt
Organism: Manihot esculenta (cassava)
Lineage: Eukaryota; Viridiplantae; Streptophyta; Magnoliopsida; Malpighiales; Euphorbiaceae
Product: BTB/POZ domain-containing protein At1g03010
Exons: 5
Coding region: 711-2633 (640 amino acids)
Molecular function (GO): protein binding
Source: RefSeq, a predicted model, not a curated record
CGAUGGCAAUCCUGGUAAUUAUGACAACUGCAUCAUGUUUCUGCCAAGGCCAAGUGAUCUCCUAUAAUCCAUUCUUCAAGUAGGCAGACAUAAAUAUGCAAUUUCAACUCAUACUUAAGUAUUUUUAUUUUGUAUUCUGGACUAAAAUAAGCAUACAUUAAGCAGAGGCAUUGUGUUUCUCAUCAUAGCAUUGAAAUCCAACUCAUACUCCUAAUCUCAACUUUAACAAUGCUUUACACAUAAUACAGAAUUAAACUAAGCUAAUCUUUAUGUGGGUAGCUUUCACUAGCCAUGAUUACAUCCCCCAAAAGCGUUGCAAUCCUUCAGGAAUCCUGCAAAUUUUCUCAAUGCAAAAACCGUGUAAAAAAGGGGGCAAACUGCACUGCUCAUCUCUCACUCGUCUCCACCUUUCACCGAAAAGUGCAAGCACACAAACACACUCCCUUGACUUUACAUUAACUUAUAUUAUAAACACUCAUUAAAGUAUAUUUCAAAGCCAUUACCAAUCCUUGAUCUUGCACGGAUUCAUGUGACUUUCACCUCUCCCUUGUUCAUCCUGCUUUCUCUUUCACCAUAGAAAAAGAGAGAAGCAAAUGAUAAAUCUUCUUUUGUUAGAAACAGUUUGGAUUCUUUGAACAGGAGAAACUUGGUAGUGGGUGGUGCAGCAUUUUUCAGAAAGAAAAUCAUUUGAAGCUGAAUUUUUGGAAGAGAUGGGUGUUGUUACUGUUGCCGAACUGAAGCCAAGCAUAUCUGGGAAGAGAUCGUUUCGUCCAAGUUCCAGUAUAAGGCAUGCCACCGAAUGUUCCAUUUCAAUCAUUCUACCAUCUUGCAGGCCGAUUUCUGACGUUUCUAGUGAUCUCACUAUUGAAAUUGGAGCGUCAAGCUUUGCACUUCACAAGUUCCCUCUUGUUUCUCGGAGUGGAAGAAUUCGGAAACUGUUGUUGGAAGCAAAAGAUUCUAAAGUUUCACACAUCAAUAUACCUGCUGUACCCGGUGGAGCAGAAGCCUUUGAGCUUGCUGCAAAAUUCUGCUAUGGUGUAAAUGUUGAGAUCACACAAUCAAAUGUUGCUAUGCUAUUGUGUACAGCUCAUUUCCUUGAAAUGACAGAAGAUUUUGCAGAGAAAAACCUGGAAGCUCGAGGUGAAGCUUACCUAAAGGAGAUGGUGCUCCCUAACAUAUCGAGUUCAAUAUCUGUUCUUCAUCGCUGUGAAGCACUUUUGCCUGUAUCAGAAGAGAUCAACUUAGUUGGCAGACUUAUCAAUGCAAUUGCAAGCAAUGCGUGCAAAGAGCAACUAACCUCUGGCUUGCUAAAACUUGACCAUAACUUCCCAGCGAAGCAAGCAAACAUGGAGCCAGAAACACCAGCAGACUGGUGGGGCAAAUCACUCACAGUGCUCAAUCUUGAUUUCUUCCAACGAGUUUUAUCUGCAGUAAAAUCAAAGGGUUUGAAACAAGAUAUGAUCAGCAAAAUUUUGAUAAAUUAUGCCCAUAAUUCUCUUCAAGGCCUCGUCGUAAGAGAUCCUCAUUUUGUGAAAGGAAGUCUCCUAGAUAUGGAGCUGCAGAAGAAACAAAGGGUCAUUGUUGAAGCAAUAGUUAGCUUACUACCAACUCAGUCAAGGAAGAGUCCAGUCCCAAUGGCCUUUCUUUCCAGUUUGUUGAAGACCGCAAUAGCAUCAUCAACAACGACUUCUUGCAGAUCAGAUUUGGAGAGGAGGAUUGGUCUUCAACUAGAUCAGGCAAUCCUUGAAGACAUCCUAAUCCCAGCAAAUUCACAUGGAAACAGCCACAGCACCAUGUAUGACACAGAUUCAAUCUUUAGGAUCUUCUCCAUGUUUCUCAACUUAGAUGAGGAUGAUGAGGAAGACAAUCACUUGCGGGAUGAAAGUGAGAUGGUUUAUGAUUUUGACAGCCCUGGAUCUCCCAAGCAGAGCUCAAUUCUUAAGGUAUCAAAGUUACUGGAUAACUAUCUUGCAGAAGUUGCACUAGACUCUAACUUGAUGCCCUCAAAGUUCAUAGCACUUGCAGAGCUACUUCCAGACCAUGCUCGUAUAGUCAGUGAUGGGUUGUACAGAGCUGUUGAUAUCUUCCUCAAAGUUCAUCCAAACAUUAAAGAUUCUGAGAGGUACAGACUCUGCAAGACAAUAGACUGUCAGAAAUUAUCUCAGGAAGCCUGCAGCCAUGCCGCUCAAAACGAAAGGUUACCCGUACAGAUGGCAGUCCAAGUGCUAUAUUUCGAGCAGAUAAGGCUGAGGAAUGCAAUGAAUGGAGGGCACAAUCAGUUUUUCUUCGGAGCAAUAAACGGUCAAUUCCCUCAACGUUCCGGCAGUGGUGCAGGAAGUGGGGCUAUCUCUCCAAGAGACAAUUAUGCAUCAGUAAGAAGAGAGAACCGAGAGUUGAAGCUUGAAGUUGCACGAAUGAGGAUGAGACUUACAGAUCUUGAAAAGGAUCACGUGUCAAUGAAACAAGAGCUUGUAAAGACUCAUCCUGCAAAUAAGCUGUUCAAAUCAUUCACAAAAAAAUUAAGCAAGCUGAAUUCUUUAUUCAGAACAAACGGUCUUAAGCCAAUUGGGGGUAAGGCAAACUCUGAAACAAGAUUCUUGUUUCAGAAAAGGCGGCGUAAUUCUGUUUCCUGACUGUAAAUGAACAUGUGUGUACUAUAAUAAAGUAACCUAAAAAAGAGUGUACAGAAACAAGUGUAGUGUGGUUUUAUCGAAUGUCUGCUGUCUAGUGCUAGUACUUGUAGUAAUUCAGCUUGGUGGGUUUUGUAGUGUUCAUCCGAAUUUACCAUGUUUGAUUACAGAGACUGCUCCCUUCGUUUCCUUUUAAUGCAAGGCAGGGACUCUUAUCAGAUUAUUCUAUUAUGAAAUACCAUGUCUAGACAACAAUUUCUACCGCAAAAUUUCUUAUAGAACAAGGCAAAAAGGAUCCAUAUUGUUUUCAAGUAAUUCUCCUGUGCCCGUAGAGAGAAAUUCUUAUAAGAAUUUGGCCAUGAAGUGCAGUCAAUAAGGACUCCAUGGCCCAAUGGAUAAGGCGCUGGUCUACGGAACCAGAGAUUCUGGGUUCGAUCCCCAGUGGAGUCGGUCUUUUUUUGUUAAAAAUCUUUUCGACAAAUUCCUAAUAGAACACUUCAAGACACUUGGGUCGUUCCUCGGUGCUACAAACACUGAUUCAGUUAUUUAAGCAAAGCCAUCUCUCGUCUGGGUGACGGUCCUUCAAUGUCAUCGUGCGUCGACGGCGCAUGAGAGGUAGGAUAAAGAGAUAGAGAUGCGCGUAUCUUUAUCUGGGUUUGGAAAUGCGUUGCCGUUUUCGAGAAUCUUUAGGCAGCUUGAGCAAGAGAUGGAAACUGUGGUCAAGAUUCUACAGCCUGGACCAUUGGGAAUAGUGGAACACAAGUUCUCUGCGGAGGAGAUAUGCAAGGCAAAUGCUACAGUUCGUGGGGCAGUUGAGAAUUGGCGAAGAAAUGCAAAUCUAGAGUACAGAAGUGACAUCCUAAAAGAUUUUGUUCAUGUGAAGGCGUAAUUGCCUCAUUGUGUUCAUGGAUGAUAGAAUGAUUAACAUUCUUACAGAUUUUGAAGCCCAUCUCAGUCCGUUGUCAAAACAUUUUCCCCUUCAAUAGCCCACUAAACAAAUUUUACAUUCUAGGUUGGGCUUGGAUUUUCCAGUAUGACCAUUUAUGAUCCUUUUGUUAUGAUUUCACUGAUGGAGAGAAUGCAAUUUUUUUUUUUCA